AUGGAGACCCUGUUUCUGACCGUUGUGCUGGGUCUGGUCGCUGCCCUGCAGGCCCAGGACCCCCUGUCCUUCACCUCGGAGGAGCAGGAUCUCACAGGGACCUGGUACGUGAAGGCCGUAGUGACUGGCAAGGAACUGCUGGAGGGGAAGAGGCCCAGCAAGGUGUCCCCUGUGACAGUGACAGCCCUGGAAGGUGGGGACUUGGAGGUCACAUUCACCAUCAUGAAGGAGGGUCAGUGCCACCAGAAGAAAAUACUGAUGCAGAAAACCGAGGAGCCGGGCAAAUACAGCACCUUUGGGGGCAAGAAGCUCAUGUAUCUACAAGAGCUGCCAGUCAAGGACCAUGACAUCUGGUACUGCACAGACCACGGCCACGGGAAACGGCACCUCAUCGGAAAUCUCAUGGUGGCCAACCCAAGCUCCCCAAGUGGUUACCAGGCAGCCUGGAGCCGUGCAGCCGUCCCCCACUCGGCUCACCUGCCCAACUCUCCCACAGGUAGGAGUCCCGACGUGAACCCAGAUGCCCUGGAAGAAUUUAAGAAAUUUGUACAUUACAAGGGAUUCCUGGAGGACAACAUUUUCACACCCACGCAGAUGGGUGAGAGGACAGCUCUGACCACAUCCCCCUCAUGUCCCCCUCUCCCCUCUGUGGGGGAAAUGGCAUCACAGUGA
Galeopterus variegatus (Sunda flying lemur) is the source of this 672-nucleotide messenger RNA. RefSeq names its product odorant-binding protein 2b-like. The record is from RefSeq and is a predicted model, not a curated record. The transcript has 6 exons. Lineage: Eukaryota; Metazoa; Chordata; Mammalia; Dermoptera; Cynocephalidae. Gene Ontology annotation, molecular function: small molecule binding. Bases 1 to 672 code for a protein of 223 amino acids.